Paramecium sonneborni is the source of this 4627-nucleotide messenger RNA. Lineage: Eukaryota; Ciliophora; Oligohymenophorea; Peniculida; Parameciidae. The record is from the annotation of a GenBank genome assembly.
AUGAGAUCUAAGUUGUUCAAGUAAAUUUAUAAUAUUUUUAGUGCAAUUUAUUAAGUUUUGUAAUUUGAUAACCAAUCUAUUUAUGUUACCAUGACUCUCUCUUUUAUACAGAUGUUUUAAUUAAUUUAUUUAGCUUUCGCUUUAAAAACUUCAUAUUUAUGGAAUAACCCUUAUAUAACAGAAAUAAUUACUUAAUUUUUAAGGUAAAUAAAUAAAAGUGAUCAAGUAGCUAUUUUACAAUUAUGUUGCAUAUUGUUAAUACUGAUUUCUCAAUAUUUUUAGCCCUUUUGUAUUUUUUCUUUUCCAUUGUGCUUUUAACGAUUAUGUUAUUAUUUUUGGUGGGUAUAUUAGAUAAAGAUGCCCCAUUAAUUUUAAUUAAGAUGCUUUGUUAUUUGUUGAAAUUUUUGUUGACUAUAGGUUAUUUUCCACUGAUGUAAAUAUUUUUUGGAGUAAGUUUUUUAGAAAAUAAUAGUUUUUGGCUUGUCAUGAUAAAAAUGGAGUUUAAGUAAUGGUGUAUUUGGAUUCUCAAGUUUGUUGGACUUUAGAAUAUAGUAUCCAUGCUAUUUUUGCUGUAUUUAGUCUAAUUUUGAGUUAAGCUUUAAUUAGCGUAGUUUCAUUAAUUUGCUAUUAAUCAAAAAAAACUUAAACAAAUGCUUUUUCACAAAGAACUGGUAGACCUUACUCUUUUUAUCAUUAUUGUAUUCUAAUAAAUAUAAUGACAUAUUAAUUGUUAGAAACUCCUUAAUAUAUUUCAUUGAUUUUAAUUGUCUUUUUAAUUAAUAGUUAUUUGUUAUUCUAUUUAGUUAAGUCUACUUAACCAUUUCAUAAUAAAAAUAUUUAAACUCUAUGGGUUAUAAUAACUGCUCUUAAUUUUUGGACUUCAUUAAUGCUUACCUUUGCUGCUAUUUUAGAAGGAAAUUACUUUAGAAAAUCUUUAUAUGCAUGGUUAAUUGGUAUACCAUUUCUUACAAUAAUUAUAAUAAGAGAGCCAUCUGAAUCAGUUGAUUUAUUUGAAGCUAAUAUUCAUCCUCAUGAAAGUGGUGAUGACAUUAUAUAGUUAUGUGAAUAUUUAUUAGAUAUGAUAUAGAAUGCACAUAAUGAUCAAUAUCUUUAAUUAGAAUUAGAUGCUUAUAUUGAAGUACAUAAACAUGCAUGUCCAAAAUAAGAUUGCGUUCUUAAAGCUCGCUAAAAAACAGAAAAAAAGAAAUCUAUUAGAUAAGGUAAUUAAAUUUUGUUGGAUGUAAUAAAUUAAAUAUUUUUUUACGGAAUAAAGUCUUUUCCUACUGAUAUUCAUUUAAGACUUCAUUAUGCUUAUUUUUUAAUGGAUUACUUGAAGUUAAAGUAAUUAGCUUUAACUGAAUUAUAAUAAGCAGAAUAAAAUAAUGUUAGCUUUGAUUUUUCUUUUAUUAUAUUUAGAUUUAGGAAGAUUAUAGAAGAAGAUUUACAAUAAUAAUAAUAAGAAAGUUCUAUACAUUUGGAUGUUUCAAAUGAGAUGACUUUUUUAGCAUAGAGUAAAUAGUUAAUGAAUAUGGUUGAAAGAACUGCAUUAUUAUUUAUAGAUUUUUGGUCUUAAUUAUAAGAGGAAAUGCCAGAUACUGGAAAACUACUUUAUCUUGGUAUUAAGAUAUAAUAGUUUUCUUAAAUAGUUGAAGAUUAAUGGAAGAGAAUUAAGAAACUGAAUUAAAAACAUAUGAAAUUAUACAUAUUAAUGGGUAAAUAUUAUAAAUAUGUAUGGAAUGAUGAAAUAAAGAGUUAAUAAAUGUUUGAUAUAGAAAAAAAUAAUAAGAAUUCUGAAUUUAAAGGAAUAUACAUAAUGGAUGAAAUGGGGAAUUCUUUUUAAGCAAUUUUAGUUUGUUAAACAGAAGGGGAAUAAUUAGGAAUUAUACAAUCAAUAAAUAAGGCAGCAUGUUCUUUAUUAGGAUAUACUAAAACAGAUCUUAUAGGUAGACAUUUAAAUAUAUUACAACCAGAAAUGUAAAAUAUAAUAAUUAUUUAAGUUAUUCAAAAUGGCAUACAAGUAUAAUGACUAGAUUUCUUGAGAAUAGUGAUUUGAAUUAAAUACAAGAAGCCAAAGAAUAAGGAUGCAAAGUAAUUUUUGUAAAAAAUAAAGCUCAUUAUUUAAUUUAAUGUACACUUUAAGUAAAAAUUAUAUAAACAUAAAAUCAAGAAAUAUAUUUAAUGGCUUAAUUAUCAUAAGAUGUUUAAUUUAAACCAUAUUGUUAUAUUUUAUGUUAAUCUAAUGGAUAAAUUGAGAAUAUUAAUUCAAUGUGUAUUAAAGUACUUGGGAUAGAUAAUAAGAUUAUAGAAAUGAAAAGAUUGAAUAUUAAUGAUCUUUUUCCAAAUUUCAUGGAUGUAAAAGAAGAUUACUAAACUAGAUAAGGAGAUAAAUUAAUAUACACACCAUCUUCUAAAUUAUCAAAGGAUUUAGAUUUUAUAAAGUAUAGUUCAGAAAAUAUAUAACUCGAUUUACAUGAAUAAACUGUUUUUAAUUGUUAAGUUACUGAAAUAUAAUUCAAUACUUUAGCAUCUGAAAAUAUUGAAAAUAGAGUGUUUGGAUAUAUUGUAAGAUUGGAUUAAAUAAAACCAUAAUCAAAUGGAUUAUAAGUAGCUAAAAAAUUGUUGUAGUAACAAUUAUGGUUUAAAUUCAUACCUUAAAAUACAUAUUGUUUAGAAAAGGUGAAUAUUACAGAUACUUUUGAUAAUUCCAUAAAAUUUGACUCUAGUAUCAUAUGGGAAAGUGCUUAAAAGUAGUCUGAAGAAACGAUAACUUAAGAAUAAAUCAAAUAAUAAGAGGAAAUCAAAGGAUUAGCAUAAGGUAUUAGAACUGUACGUCUUUUAAGAGAUAAAUUAGUUGAUAUUGAUGAUUAAUAAUAAGAAGAAGAAGAGGAAGAAUCUUAAAAUAAUUAAAUUAUUUAAUCUUACUAAGAUGAUUUAGAUGAAGAAUAAAGUGUUUUAUAGUUGAAUUAAAAUUACUCAUCUAAAUCUUUAAUUGAAACUGAAAUCAAAUAAUCUUUAUUACCAUCAAUCAAUAAUAAGAUGUAAAUAUUUAUAAAUAUAAUAUUAUUAAUAAUAACAAUCUGUAUAUUUACAGAAUACUUUUUGGCUAAUAAAUUGAAUGAAGAACUCUAAUUAAGUAUUCCAUAUUUAAGGUAAAAUAAUGAAAGAGUGGCAAUAUUUUUAUUGAUAUAAUCUGUAAUAUAAGAUUUAAAAUUUUUAAAUUAUUAAUUUCUUCCAUUAUAAUAAAGACUUACUAAUAAUACUUUUGUAUAAAUUUAAAGAAAUAAUUUUAAAAUUAAUUUAGCUUAAAUUGAGGAGCUAGAACAAAACUUAACUUUGGCUGAUGUAACAUUUAUUUAGGAAUAUGAAAAUUAUGAAUAAUAAUUUAAAAGUCUUAAUGUGUAAAUGAAAAACUUUUACGGUGAUUUAUAAAACUAUAGUCUAUCAGAAACCAUAUAAUAAUUAGUUUCAAUAGCCAUAAAAUUAAAUAAUUCAGACUUAACAGAAUUUAAUGAUAAAAAUCCAUUACUAUUUUAUUUUGAAUAUAAUUCCUACAAUUCAUUAGCACUUGCCUAACAUGUAUCCUAAGAUUAUUACUAUUACAAUAUCUAUUCAAGAACAUAAAUUUUAGAUAGAAGUUUACAUAUUUUUUUAAUAAUAACUUCCUUCAUGGCUUUUAUAUUGUAAGUAUAUUAUAUAUAUACUUUAGAUUUUUGGUUUAAUUAUGUUACUUUUAUCAAAUUUAUCAUAAUAAAUUAGAAAUCAUACAAUUAUUUUUAGAUGUUAAAGAAAAUAAAAUAAAGUAGAUUUAUAACAAUUGCGAAUUGUUUUUGACAGAUUUAUAAAUUGGAGAUGAUGAUGUAAAAAUAAUUUAUAAAGAAAGAUUAUAUCUGAAACAGAAGAGAAACCAGUUGAAAAAAAUGAUGAUGCUGCUGUGUUAAACUUUAGACCAAAAAGAAGGAAACAUAAAGAUUCUAGUAAAGAAUUUCAAAAUCAAUUGUUCAUAUCAUUCUUAUUAAAUUUACUAAUUUUCUUAUACUUUCUCUUUUUACAUUAUUAAGUUGAGAUUAUAGUUCAUCAAAUUUAACAGAUAUUACCUGUUCUUAAUAUUACUAGUGCUGCAGAAAGUUUUAAUAGAUUUGCUGAUAAUGCAUUACGACAAUUUAUCUAUGAUCCAAAUUAUUUAAUCUAUAAUAAAAAUGGAUUAGAUGAAGUUAGAUAAAUCACAGUUGAAUUAUAUGAUAUAGAUGCAGAGAUACAUAAAUUACAUACUGAAAUAUGGGAUUUGUUGGAAGAUUCAUACAAAUCUGCUUUCUUUAGCAUUUUUAUUAAUAAUCCUUGUUCUAUUAUAGCUUCUAUUGAAAGUUCUGUACCUGAAGAUGUUUGUAAUACAUUUUAUGGUGGUAUAAUGUAAAACGGAUUAUCGAUUGGAAUAACUAAAUUUGUUGAAGAUCUAAGAUAAACCUUACGAAAUUUUGAAAAUCGUAAUAUAAGUUCUCAAUAAAAUUUUAAUUUGACUGAUGAUGCUGAUUUAAAUUCUAGAAUGAAUUUAUUAAAUACAAUUCCUAUGACUUCAAUGAGAAGAAUGCAAAAAAUAUUCAUUAGAGCAUGUUAUCGAUAUUUAAUUUNA